GCGGCCGCGUACAAAACACAAAUAAACCUGCUGAUUCCGGUGAAUUAUUUUGCGCUUGAGAUUAAACGCGACUUUUACAUUGCCAAUUGCUGUUGAUUCGUUUAUUGCGGAAAGGUUAUUUAUUUUUUUUACGAGGAACGAUGCAGUUGCCGGUGCUGUUCGUGGGGAUACUGGCCGGCGCGACCCUCCUUGACGCGGCGAGUGUUCCCGGCGGAAGCGGGGAGGAUAGGAUUAGGUGGAUGCUGAGGGAUACGGCGGAAACCACCACGGUGGACACGUCGACGAACAACGAUGCCGACGUGGGAGACGGCUCCGAAUUCCAGUACGACGCCACUACGACCAGUGACAGUGACGAUGAUAAUGCCGGCGAGGUCCGCAUGCUGACGCUCGACUAUAACCCGGCGGAGUUGUACGCCUACAUUGACCAGGUGCUGAUCAGUCCGUGCUACACCCACUCGCAAGCCCCGCUGAACAUCCUGUUGAACCUGUACACCUGUCUGGACCGCGUCACGGGCUUCAACAAGAAAAUCGAUCUUUUCCAAGCCACGCCCGACAACGUCUCCUUCGCCAACCUGCCCCUGGUGCGCCGUCUGGACGUCAGCCAGACCAGCAGCGGCCUGCAGGUCCUGCUGCGCCAGUUCAAGGACAACGCUCCCCAAAUCUGCAUGAACCCCGAGCCGGUGAUGCAGUGCCUGGACGCCUACCUCCAAGCCUGCUUCCCGCCCCCGGCCGCCAGCAACGACACCUCCAGCGAUGACGCGUGGAUGCGCGACGUCGCCGCCUUCGUCGACAUGUUCAACACCAACCGCAGCGACACCGACGCCUCCACGGCCGAACCCGCCACCUCCGAAGCCACCACCCUGGAGCCGGCCACCACGGAGGCCACCACCGAGGAGGCCUCGUCCACCCAUGAGCCGGGUACGAUGGAGCCGACGACCACCGCGGAGUCCGAGGACUCGACGAACAACGACAGCCUGCCGGUGUUGGUGGUGGCGGAGGUGGACGUCACCAUCACCCGCCUGGAUGACGGUCCGGCCAGCGGGUUCUUCGGGGUGCCGUUUUGAAUCAGGCCGACCAGAUCUCGCGGUUGAUUCGGCAGGGUAUGCAGGUGCUGUGCGAGAGCAAUCAGGAUCUCACCGCCGCUGCGCAGCUGCCCGCCGAAGACUUUUUGGAUCAAGUGCCGUGUAUGAUCCGCACCGCCGGCAUCGAGCAGCCCUGCUCCACGGAUAAACUGCAGGACAGCGGCAGUGAUAUGGACAACGGGCAGAACCCCAACGCCUACUGCCG
Paramacrobiotus metropolitanus is the source of this 1287-nucleotide messenger RNA. RefSeq lists its product as uncharacterized. NCBI's taxonomy places the organism in Eukaryota, Metazoa, Tardigrada, Eutardigrada, Parachela, Macrobiotidae. The transcript has 5 exons. The record is from RefSeq and is a predicted model, not a curated record. The coding region runs from base 141 to 1064 and encodes 307 amino acids.